This is a messenger RNA of Aspergillus eucalypticola CBS 122712, 381 nucleotides long. Its product is annotated as beta-ketoacyl synthase. The record is from RefSeq and is a predicted model, not a curated record. Gene Ontology annotation, molecular function: fatty acid synthase activity; 3-oxoacyl-[acyl-carrier-protein] synthase activity. The annotation marks the transcript as partial. NCBI's taxonomy places the organism in Eukaryota, Fungi, Ascomycota, Eurotiomycetes, Eurotiales, Aspergillaceae. The transcript has 2 exons. Gene Ontology annotation, biological process: fatty acid biosynthetic process; secondary metabolite biosynthetic process.
GGCUGCUAUGUUGGCGUCUUUGGCGAGGAUUGGCUAGAAACCUCAGUCAAGGACCUCCAGGAAAUCAAAAGGAUCCACGCCUUUGCGACUGGUCAAUUUGUAUUGGCGAAUCGAAUUUCUUAUGAAUUUGAUUUUCGAGGCCCGAGUAUGACUGUCUUAACAGCGUGUUCGUCGUCUCUAGUUGCACUGCAUCAAGCAUGCCAGGCCCUAUACUCUGGGGAAUGCUCCAGUGCCAUCAUUGCUGGAAGCAACUUGAGUCCAUCACCAACCAUGACAGGGACUCUGUCAGAUAACAAUGUGCUGUCGCCAGGUGGUAUCUGCCGAACUUUUGAUCAAGACGCAAAUGGAUAUCAGAGUAUGUUUCCAAACCCCCAUGGUUAA